Molecule: messenger RNA, 8624 nt
Organism: Xenopus laevis (African clawed frog)
Lineage: Eukaryota; Metazoa; Chordata; Amphibia; Anura; Pipidae
Gene: pcsk6.S
Product: proprotein convertase subtilisin/kexin type 6
Exons: 21
Coding region: 175-2904 (909 amino acids)
Biological process (GO): peptide hormone processing; protein processing; proteolysis
Cellular component (GO): membrane; Golgi apparatus; cell surface
Molecular function (GO): serine-type endopeptidase activity; serine-type peptidase activity
Source: RefSeq, a predicted model, not a curated record
CGCAGGUUGGACACGGGCUUCCCCGCUGAUUGGCUCAGGGGUUGACCAAUAACAGUGGGUGGAGCGGAGCCUCUAGCAGAUGUCUAGAGCCGGGAAGUUGUGUACGUCUUGUGUGUGCUGUCAGUGGGUAGCGGACCUCGCACAUACACCUCGCUCCCUCCGAGCUUUUUAAACAUGUUCUCUACUACCGGCCGUCUCUUACUCUUGUUACUGGCCGCUUGCCUGGCUGACAAUCCGCUCACCGUCUUCUCCAACCACUGGGCAGUGAGAAUCCCGGGGGGGCUCGAGGCGGCGGCAGAAGUGGCUGCACGUUACGGCUACCUGAACCUCGGCCAGAUUGGAAAUCUGGAGAAUUACUACCAUUUUUAUCACAGCAAGACCAUAAAACGUUCCACGUAUGCUAGCCGUGGCACGCACAACUUUCUCAGGAUGGAUCCAAAGGUUGAGUGGAUGCAGCAGCAGGAAGUGAAAAGAAGGGUUAAGAGGCAGGUGCCAACAGAUCCAAACCCUGUAAACUUUAAUGACCCCAUAUGGCCAAACAUGUGGUAUCUGCACUGUAGUGAUAAAAGCAGCCGGUGCAGGUCAGAAAUGAAUGUCAUGGCUGCCUGGCAAAGAGGCUACACAGGCAAAAAUGUUGUAGUUAGCAUCUUGGAUGAUGGGGUAGAGAAGAACCACCCGGAUCUCAUACAAAAUUACGAUCCUCAUGCGAGCCAUGAUGUUAAUGGAGAUGAUCAGGACCCAAGUCCACGCUACGAUUUCAGCAAUGAAAACAAACAUGGUACUCGCUGUGCUGGGGAAGUAGCAGCAUCAGCCAAUAACUCACACUGCAUUGUUGGCAUUGCAUACAAUGCCAGGAUAGGAGGAAUCCGCAUGCUUGAUGGUGAUGUAACAGAUGUUGUGGAGGCAAAGUCACUGGGCAUCCGACCAGACUACAUUGACAUUUAUAGUUCAAGCUGGGGCCCUGACGAUGAUGGCAAGACUGUGGAUGGCCCCGGACCUCUGGCCAGAAAAGCAUUUGAGGAUGGCAUUAAGAAGGGCCGAAAAGGACUGGGCUCCAUCUUUGUGUGGGCAUCUGGCAAUGGAGGUAGAGAAGGAGACUACUGUUCCUGUGAUGGAUAUACCAACAGCAUUUUUACGAUUUCCGUAAGCAGUACAACAGAAAAUGGGUAUAAACCGUGGUACUUGGAGGAAUGUCCAUCAACUCUAGCAACAACAUACAGCAGUGGAGCCUUCUAUGAGAGGAAGAUUGUCACCACGGACCUGAGACAGGGCUGUACAGAUGACCACACAGGCACUUCUGUUUCUGCACCAAUGGUAGCUGGUGUCAUCGCUUUAGCACUGGAAGCCAACCCAACGCUCAACUGGCGGGAUGUUCAGCACUUGCUUGUGAAAACUUCACGCUCUGUCCAUCUCCGUGCCCCUGACUGGAGAACAAAUGGAGCUGGGCGCAAAGUCAGCCAUCUGUAUGGCUUUGGUUUGGUGGAUGCCGAUGCUAUGGUGGUGGAAGCCAAAAAGUGGAGAACAGUCCCUCCUCAACACGUCUGUAUAGGUGCAUCUGACAGGCGGCCCAGGUUUAUCCAAGCUGAUCAGCUGAUCCAUACUACCACUCAAACCAGCGCUUGUGUAGACAACGCCGGUCACUGUGUGGCAUAUCUAGAGCAUGUAGUUGUCAGGGUCACCAUAUCUCAUCCACGGAGAGGGGACCUGCAGAUCUACCUCACUUCUCCCUCAGGAACAAAGUCACAACUCCUGGCUAAAAGAACAUUUGAUUCCUCAAAUGAAGGCUUCAAAAACUGGGAGUUCAUGACUGUGCAUUGUUGGGGUGAAAAAGCAGAAGGGGAAUGGACUUUGGAAAUUCAUGAUUCCUCAUCGCAGCUGCGCAAUCCACAAAUACAAGGGAAGUUGAAAGAAUGGACUUUGAUACUUUAUGGGACAUCUGAACACCCAUACAAUCAGACUGGUGCACAGCACUCAAGAACAAGAAUGUUGGAUAUUUCUGCCACUGACUUGGAACCAUCAAAAUCUACUGUGAUCCAGAGUCACCUGGAAUUCAUAGAGGAAGAGUAUUCAGGUCCCUGCCACCUGGAGUGUGGUGACAGGGGGUGUGAUGGACCAUCCGCUGAGCAGUGUCUUAACUGUGUUCACUAUAGCAUUGGAAGUGUCAAAGCUGGCAGGAGGUGUGUCCGUUCCUGUCCCUCUGGCUUCAUGGUGGAUGUGGCUGAACGGAGAUGCCGGCGAUGUUUUAGAGGAUGUGAAGCAUGUUAUGGACGAGGACACAACCAGUGUAGUUCCUGUAAGCGAGGUUUCUACCUCCAGCUGGAUAGUAGCUCCUGUGCCUUCUCCUGCCCACUAGGGACUUAUGCAGAUGAAAAUCUAAAGAAAUGCAUCAGAUGUCAACAAAACUGUAUGAAAUGUGUUGGGCGCUCAGAUAAAUGCACCUUUUGCAAGAAUGGGUUCAGUCUCUCAGGAUCCCUGUGCGUGCCAGAAUGUGAGCAAGGGACUUUCUACAAUACAGGUGUAAUGAAAUGUGAAAAGUGCCACGCAUCGUGCCUUAAAUGCAUGGGGUCUGGAAAGGAGCAGUGCACACAAUGUGCAAGAGAUUUUCACUUACACAAGUGGCAAUGUGUCCCUGCCUGCAGCCCAGGCUUCUAUUCCGAAGAUGUUCCAGGGUUGUCCCACAAGCUCUGCAGACGGUGUGUGGAUAACUGCCUUAGUUGCGAGGCAAGUGGAAGGAACUGUGUGCGAUGCAGAGAAGGCUUUAGUCUCCUCAGUGGAUCUUGCGUCUCUAAUAACACCUGUAACAAUGCUGACGAGAUGUUCUGUGAGAUGGUGAAGCCCAGCAAACUCUGCGAGCGGAAGCUCUUCAUUCAGUUUUGCUGUAGGACUUGUCUCCUAACAGGAUGACUCCACCCACCAUGACUGCUGGCAGCUUUCUACUUUGGGUGGCUGGUCUCAACAUUUGAAGAGCCCAGAAUGUACAACAUGCCCACUCUAUUUACAAUGGUGCAAAGCUUGACUGAACGUGUAGGCGCCAGAUGCAUCUCUGGUGAUGAAAGAACUCCAUUUUAUUUUACGUUUCUGUUAUGUCACCUAUUUGCUUUUAUCAGCGCCAUUGUCUCCUAAAAUAUGUCAAAGACCAACUUGGAGUGAUUUCAUUCUAGAGAAAGUAUCAGAAUAUAAUGUCAUCUCACCUACUCCCUCUAGAACCCACUGCAUUGGCCACUUUGCUGUCAUCUCAUGAUGGAUAUCUAUGGUCAGUCAUUUUAUUUCAACGCUAGUGGUUAAAGAACACCUGAAGGGAACUGAAGGGAACCCAUUCCACUGGGAACUUGGAAAGCCUUGAAUAUUUUCCUAUACGGGAGCUUGGGGCAGUCCUAGAUAUAUUAACAUGCGGCCAAAUGCUUCCAGGGGUUAGUCACAAAAACGACCAAUCUUUUUAAUGGGGCUGAAUAUAUCACAUUAGAAGGUCUGAAUGCAGUGCCUAUAUACAGUACAUAGUUGAAACACACUUUUUAUUUAAGAAAAUGCACAAUAAUGCACACUUCACCUAUUGCACAUAGUCCAUUCUAAAGUCAGAGUGUUUUAAAGCACAUGUCUCUUCUCCAGAAUGGAUAGAAAAUCGUAAAAGAAAUCACACUUUGGAGAUUUAAAUGCCGUCACUUUUUAUCAUGUUAUCACGCCAUAGCCAAUGGAAAGCACUCUGGGAUUUAAGAUUAAUUGCUGGAAUAUUUUCUUAUGCAGGAGCAUAGGGUAAUCCUAGAUGCUUUCAGGGGUUAAUCACAUAAACUACUUUAUACUUGGACCAUUCUCUUUAAGAGGGCUGAUCACAUUAAAUCAAAAAACCAGAAAGCAGCUCGUAUGCAGCACAAAAUGUAAACGUAUUGCUACAUUUCAUUUACUAUUUCAAUGUGAAAAGUAGCCAUUAACCAACCUGAUUUAUUUAUAGCACUUGUUUUAGAAAACGUACAGUGAUGCACACAUCACCUAUCACACAAACUAAAUUCUAAAGUCGUGGGGGUUUUUUAAAACAGAUAUCACUUCUCCAUAUAGGAAAGAAAGUUUUAGAAAGUGACAGCAUUUAAGUAUUCAAAUGUGAUUUCUUUUAUCAUGUCUGCCAAGCCUUUGCCAAUAGGAAGCAUGCUAGGAUCCAAAAAUCCAUUUAUUCUUUUAAAGGGAUCUUGUUUAAUUGUACCUGAAGGAACUGGAACUGGAGCACACUCACACACACUAACAAUCGCUCACACACACUCACUCCAUUAGACUGUUUUAGUUGAAAAUUUUCCCCUUAAAAAGGGCCCUUUAUACAACAUCUGUUGAAGUACAUAAGAAAAUCAAUUCAUACUUAACCCGAUUUUGUUUUCCUGUACUGGAACAUGGCAGCGGGCACACAAUGGGUUAUUUUCCCCGCCACGUGGUUGGACAGGAAUUCCUCUAUAAAAAAACGUACUUCUGCCCCUGGCUGCCAUCUUUGACCUACUGGAGUCUCCCCCAAAACAGGGUGGGAAGCUGUGCCCACUGCCAUGUACCAGUCCAGGAAAAGAAAAUCUCGGUAAGAAUGAUUUGAUUUUCUUAUUUCCUGUUCCUUCCACUUGGCAGUAGGCAUACAAUGGGACAUACAAAAGCUCAACACGAAGUUCAGGGAGGGAAAAUUUUAAUUAUUAGGUAAGGCAGAUUGCAGAACAGCUGAGCCAAAAGCUGAGCACUUUUUUAUGAAAACAUCAAAUUUGUAAUGCUUCACAAAGGUGUGAAGAGAGGACCAAACGGCCGCCUUGCAGAUGUUUUCUGCUGAGGCCCUGGACUGGAAUGCCAAGGAUGCUGCCAAGGCCAUAGUUGAGUGUGCUUUUACCUUGAGGGUACUGAGUCAAACUGACCCUCGUAAGCUAAAUGUAUGCACUGCUUUAUCCAGUUGGCAAUGGUAGACUUUGAGGGCUGAGUUCCAGCUCUGUUUCCUGAGGAGGUCACCAAGAGGGAGUAUGAUUUUCUGAUGGACUCAAUUCUAUCAAGGUAGAAGGACAGGCAUCUCUUUACGUUCAGAUUAUGCCGUCUUACUUCCUGAUCGAAGGUAGGAUCUUGGAGGAAGGAAGGUAAUUCGUUAUCCUGCGAUAAGUAAAAAUCAGAAAGGGUGACUCUGUCUUGGAGAAAGGUUAGUUUAGGGGAGCUAGUGGCACCACCUCUGCUUGAUAUUCUUUUGAUUUUCUGGGAAACAGAUAUGUUGAAGUUCCACUUCCUCGAAAAAGCUUCGGAGAAGACCGCUGUUUUGUCUGGGCCCCAGGACACAAAAGUUGUUCUUGCUGGAAGCCAUCAGGUCUAAGGAAAAUGGACCUCAUUUUGCUUGGAGUAGACGGAACACCGUCUGGUGUAGUUCCCAUUCUCCCGGCACCAUGCAGGAGUGACUCAGUUUGUCUGCCAGCGAGUUGAGAAUGCUCAUAACAUAUACCACCUUCAGUUCUAACAGGUGACGUUCUGCCCAGGAGUACAUAAGAGUGGUCAAGGUUAUCUUGUUCCGCCUUGCUUUUUGAUGUACAUUACCGCUGUCAUGUUGUCGGACUUGAUCCGUACUGCCUUUCCCUGGACUUUAGAAGGCUCAAGUGGAUGGCUUUUAUUUUCUUCCAGUUUGAAGAUUUGAAUACAUGUUCCUGUUGCCUGGUUCCCUGUGUCCCGAGAUCUCCUAGGUGGGCACCCCAACCUCUCUUGCUGGCGUCCGUUGUCAUAGUUAUCCAUUCUUUUGAAAGGAGACAUAUUGGUUGAAGAAGGUUGUCUUUGUGUAGCCACCACUUGACUUCCGGGCUCAGUCUGAUGAGUUGGUUCGGAUUUGAGUAAUCAUGGUCCCAUUUAGAGAGGAAAUCUAUCUGGAGAGCUCUGGAGUGAAUUUGAGCCCAUUUUACGCAUUCUGAGGUGUGUAAAACUUGCAGUUGUCAUGGGGAACCCUGGUGAGUUAGAGAACAGAUCUCCUGAUGUCCGGGACUUUCCUGAUUGGGAGACUAAUGGAAAGCGUCCUUAUCAGGAAUCCCAAAAAUUCCAAUUCUUGAGUAGGCUGUGUGUGGCUCUUUUCCCAAUUGAUUAUCCAGCCCAGGCUUUGCAUGUAGGAUGUAGUCUUCCAGAGGUGUGAUGUUAGAAGAUCCCUGGAGGGAGCUAUGAUAAGGAGAUUGUCUAGGUAGGCGAAUAUCUGUAUGCCCAUCAAUCUGAGGUUGGCUACCACAGGAGCCAGAAUCUUCGUAAAGAUUCUUGGUGCCGUGGCAAGUCUGAAGGGGAAUGCUCGGUACUGGAAUUGUUGGUUUAGAAUUUUGAAACUGAGAUACUUCCUGUGUAGGUUUCUUACUGGUACAUGUAGGUAAGCAUCCUUCAGGUCUAGUUUCAGUAGCCAGUCUCCUUGUUUUAAGCAUUGUGAGAUAGACUUCAAAGUCUCCAUCCUGAAGGAAGGGACAUGAAGGUUGCGGUUGAGCUUCUGUAGAUUUAGGAUCACCCUGAACUCUCCAUUUGGGUUUCCAUUGCCUGGAGAAAGGUCUGCCUGGUUUGUAUUGUUUUGCAUCUUUUAGAGUGGGUCUAGAGGUGGAGGUCUGCCUCUGAAAGUUUUCCCAUCUCUUUUUUCCUGAGGCGGAAAAGACGAUUUUCCUGCUGACGCUUUGGAUAUAAUCUUAUCCAAUCCAGGGCCAAACAAGAGGUUUCCCUUAAAGGGUAAUGAACACAGGUUAUGUUUGGAUUUGGGGGUAAGCGCUCCAAUGUCUGAGCCAUAGUCCCCUCCUUGCAGAAACUGACAGGCCCAUGGAUUUCCCAGCUAGCUUGACUAAAUCCAUGGAUUCUGCAACAAUCAUUUGCUACUUUGAUGUCUUGUAGCAUGUGUGGGAAUUGCCUCUAUCUUUACCUCUUUUGACCUCCUCUUAUAGUUCCUGUAACCAGAUAUUAUUGGCUCUGGUAACUGAAGUGAUUGCUAUUGCUGCUUUGAAGGUAGCUCCUCUGGCCACAUAUGCUCUUUUUUUAAGGAGGCAUCCUGCCUUCUCUCCAUUGGAUCAACUGGGAGUGUGGUCCUUCUGGCCACUCGAGCGAUUGUGGCGUCUACUUUGGGAGCGAAGUCCCAUGUUUUAGACAGUUCAGACUGAAAGGGAAACAUUUUCUUGAACCUUCUGGAGAUCAUGAAUUUUUUGUCCGGAUUUUCCCAUUCUGAAUCAACAGUUUUCUUGAUCAGUUCAUGAAUAGGGAAUAGAUGAUUCUUUUUAGACACAGCUUUAAACAUCUCAUCCCUUUUUAUGGGUGACUUAGUUUUGUAAGGUACAAAGAGGUUGAAAUGAAAUGGGUAUUUUUUAACUUUGAGUUUCAACCACACUCUUCAAAGCAAACUUGUUCAGUGUGAUACAUGUGGAAAGUAACACGAUUAAAACAUAAUCUUUACUGACAACGUGCUAAAAUGAGGAAUGCUCAUAAGCCACACACUCACUGCAAUGACCAACUGUCUGCAGUACUGGACACUGAACUAGUUUGCUUUGAAGUGUGUGGUUGAAACUGAAAGUUAAAAAAUACCCAUUUCAUUUCAACCUCUUUGUACCUUAGUUACUUAUUUACAAACUUGCGGUGUGUAUACAUGUGACCCUUAAUUUAAAUAUAAAUAUAUCAAUAGCUCCUUUUCCAAGUGACUUAGUUUUGUCUUCCAGAUCCAGAGUUUUGCUUGAGGCCUUUAUUAAAGGUUCCACUAAGUCCAGAUUGAAGGCGGACUCUUCUGUAGUAGAACUGUCUGAAGAAAGUUCUGAGCUGACCUACAUAUCCAUGGGACUAGACCGGUCAUGAGUAGAAGAUCUAGGUUCAAGGUUGAUGUGGAUUAGUGUUUUUAAGAACAUUAUCGGUGACUUUUAAAACCAUGUCUGCCAUUGAUUUGUUGAAAGAGUCUUUCAUCUAAGACAUGAAUUCUUCAAAUUGAGCCACAUUCCCAGUCUCGAAGGCAGUGAGCACAGUGGUCUCCAUCUGGCAAGGCUGGAUCUUUACAAGAGAUGCAUUCUUUUCUGGUACAUUUUCUCCUGUGACCCUCUCUUGGUGAAUACUGUUCCAGUUUGCAUAAAAAAAUUCCCUGUAUCCAGUUGAGUUUCAAAUGUCCAUUCUUAUGCCUCUCAUUAUAACUCACCACCUUGAGCCCGAAUGAGAGCUUCUUGAACUCAUGAUAGCUGUUAAGACUGACCCUGGAAGAGAGUAACAGGAACAGCUAACCAGGUAAUUCACUCCUUUAAGUGGGCUAAACUUGAACAGCAGAGGGUGUGUACCCUCUGAAAUGCACAAAAGCACACACUCCAGAUUUGUCUUACCAGUCUGGCGGCUUGUAGGUGGAUAAAUAGGCGCUGCAUUUGAAUUUUCGUGGCAAAAACAACUUUUUUCACAUUGUUCAGAUUAAUUUCUGCCGGGCGUCUGACUUGACGUGCAUCUGCGUUGGAGCCAUUCGGCGCAUGUGCACCAAUGACUAAUCUCUGUGCACGCCGGCACCAUGUUGAAAGUGGGAACACUUUGGCGUCUUAUUGCGCAUGCGCCGGUAUACGGCAUUGUGGCUGACUGCACCGAGGCACACUUUGGCCAUAAGCCUCAGCUCAGGAGCUUCAGCAGAAGAGAAGCCAUCUGCUGGACUUUAGGGGGGAGCGACAGGAGGA